CUCUAGCCUCACCUGUGGUUUAACCAGGACAGUAGUCUCACAUAGAGAGAGCUGCAAGGGUGCAACCGCAGCAACCUCGAAGCUAGUCCAAACUAGUGGAAGGUUGUGUGCAAUCCAUCAUCAUCUUCGUCUCUGUACAUCUACCCCUUAUCAAUCAAUCCAUCCAUCCAUCCACCAAUCAAUCAUCAUCCAUGGCGAGAGGCAAGGUCCAGCUCCGCCGCAUCGAGAACCCCGUCCACCGGCAGGUCACCUUCUGCAAGCGCCGCGCGGGCCUCCUCAAGAAGGCUAGGGAGCUCUCGGUCCUCUGCGACGCCGACAUCGGCAUCAUCAUCUUCUCCGCGCACGGCAAGCUCUACGACCUCGCCACCACCGGAACCAUGGAUGGGCUGAUCGAGAGGUACAAGAGUGCCAGUGGAGAAGGCAUGACCGCCGAUGGCUGCGGCGAUCAGAGAGUGGACCCAAAGCAGGAGGCAAUGGUGCUGAAGCAAGAAAUAGACCUGCUGCAGAAGGGACUGAGGUACAUUUACGGGAACAGGGCAAAUGAACACAUGAAUGUUGACGAGCUGAAUGCCCUGGAGAGGUACUUGGAGAUAUGGAUGUUCAACAUCCGCUCCGCAAAGAUGCAGAUAAUGAUUCAAGAGAUCCAGGCACUAAAGAGCAAGGAAGGCAUGUUGAAAGCUGCCAACGAAAUUCUCCAGGAAAAGGUACCGAUUAUAGUAGAACAGCAUGGACUGAUCGACGUAGGCAUGACUAUAGCAGAUCAGCAGAAUGGGCAUUUUAGUACAGUCCCACUGAUAGAGGAGAUCACUAACCCACUGACUAUACUGAGUGGCUAUUCUACUUGUAGGGGCUCAGAGAUGGGCUAUUCCUUCUGAUGGUAAUAACGCCCUGAGGGACUAUUAUUAGUGUGUAAUAUGGUGGUUAUUUAUACUUAACAAAGCUUGCUUUAUGUAUGGGUUUGCUCUGGUACUACUCUGUAAUAUUUAUAUCGGCCAUAUUCCCUCAGGAGUGCCCUUAAGGCCUUAAGUAUUGUAUUGCACUGUGCUUUUACAUUACCUAAAGAACUCUUGAGGAGCUCUGAUGUUGCUAUUUCACAUAAUCAAGACCUUUGUUUGUGUGUUGCUUUGAA
Hordeum vulgare subsp. vulgare (domesticated barley) is the source of this 1129-nucleotide messenger RNA. RefSeq names its product MADS-box transcription factor 26. Lineage: Eukaryota; Viridiplantae; Streptophyta; Magnoliopsida; Poales; Poaceae. The record is from RefSeq and is a predicted model, not a curated record. Gene Ontology annotation, biological process: positive regulation of transcription by RNA polymerase II. The coding region runs from base 192 to 875 and encodes 227 amino acids. Gene Ontology annotation, cellular component: nucleus. Gene Ontology annotation, molecular function: DNA-binding transcription factor activity, RNA polymerase II-specific; protein dimerization activity; RNA polymerase II cis-regulatory region sequence-specific DNA binding. The transcript is spliced from 7 exons.